CGCGCGCGCCAGUUUACUCCCAGCAAUCAUGAUCGUCGUGUUUUGAAAUGUUUUCAUUAGUCACUGGUAAAUUUUUAGUAGUAAUACACGCGUCAAAUUCUCAAUAAUCAUGGCUCGAGUUUUAAAUAAAUUGCUGCAAGUAUCUAAAUCGUCUCUCCUCGGUAACAAACACAUUGUUAAUCCUGUCAAGAGAAUCAUCGGCCGCGGAGUGACAUGUAAAGUGUCCCCGGCGCCGAACUACCAUCUGCGUAUCGCCUACAUGAGCGACUACGACGCGGUCAUGCACUUCAUGGCGGACACCUUCUUCAAGUCCGAGCCCUCGAUGGUCAACAUCGGCCUGGCCCAGCAAGACAGACCCGACCCGCUCCUCUUCCAUCAGAUGUUCGAGGGGGUGCACAACGGCCUGACCAUCAUCGCUCUGGAUCGCGACACAAAUUGCAUCGUAGGUGCGGCGGUCAAUAUCGAAACAACGAGAAACGACGUCGCCGAGCAAGAGCAUCUGGCCGAUCAGUACGACAGAGGGCCGGGUCGCGAUCUCGUCCGCUUCUUCUGCUUCUUGUCCCGUCAAGCCGAUCCCUGGAGCCGUCACAACACCCAGAAAGUCUUCGAGUGCGCCAACGUCGCCGUGCACCCCGAGCACCAGGGUCACGGCCUGGCCCGCCGCCUCAUCCAGGAGAGCUGGGUCCUCGCUCGAGACAUGGCCCACCGCUGCUUCCGCAUCGACGCCUCGAGCAUCUACACGGCGAAAAUCGCCGACGGCUUCAAGUGGCAGGAGAUCUACAGCUAUCCCUACAGACGCUUCUUCGAGGACGGCCGAUUCAUCUUCAAUCACAUCAAGGAGCCGCACACCGAAAUCAAGAUCUACACGGAUCGGCUGGACAACUGCGAGGACUACUACCCGCCCGUACUGAAGUGCAAAAAGAAAGCAGCGGAGACGACGACAACGACUUUGACCAAGUGUGCCUAGAGAGAGAAUGAGAGAGGGAACCGAGAGUGAGUGAGAGAGAGGAUACCAACACACACAGUAUAGCAGCAACACCAUGUACAUACGCACACUGUGAGAGAGCGAGAGAAAGCUCGCUAGGAAGGAAAAGGGUUUCCCAUACUUUUGUGUGUGUAUUACGUCUAAACGCAUACAUAGACAGACACACACACACACCUACGCACUACAGGAGG
Trichogramma pretiosum is the source of this 1176-nucleotide messenger RNA. RefSeq lists its product as uncharacterized. Lineage: Eukaryota; Metazoa; Arthropoda; Insecta; Hymenoptera; Trichogrammatidae. Gene Ontology annotation, molecular function: N-acetyltransferase activity. The transcript has 3 exons. The record is from RefSeq and is a predicted model, not a curated record. Bases 110 to 967 code for a protein of 285 amino acids.